AGGGGAAACCGUUGAGGGAGCCGGCGGCGGGGCGGCCGGGGCCCAGUCGGCGCGGCCUGGGGCCUCGCUCAUCCCACUCGCUAAGCCGCACAACAAAGGCGGCAGCGGCCUGGGCCUCGCCCGCGUCUUUUUCCCCGCCGCGGCGCCGAACCUGCGGCCCCGAGUGCGAUAGAUGCGACGUGCGUCGCGGGGAGCGCCCAGAAAGCCGUGCCGGCGGUUUCAAAACGCGAAGGUACCUACCUCCUUGAAGCAAGAAAAGAAUCUGGCAAAUAUUUUUCUGUUUUGUUUGAGAACAUUGCAUCAAAUGUGAAGCUUUUGGGAUCUCAAAGAACAUGGACCAAGGAGGAGGGGGGUUGGAGCUACAGUCGCAGGAUUCGAAAAUGCCUCACACAAUGAUAAUGCAAGACUUCGUAGCAGGCAUGGGUGGUAUGGCCCACAUCGACGGAGACCACAUCGUGGUGUCGGUGCCGGAGGCGGUGCUGGUGUCCGAUGUGGUGACGGACGAGGGCAUCACCCUGGAGCACGGGCUGGAGGCGGAAGUGGUGGAGGGCCCCGAGAUCGGACAAGGCGACGUGGUGACCGCGGAUGGCGUGAUCGUCCCGGAGUCCGUGCUGGGGGCCGAGGUGGCCAUCGAGGAGGCGCUGGAUGCUGACCACCACGUGCUGACUACGGACCUUAUUGCCGAGUCUGUCCGCGUGCCCGACCAGGUAUUCGUGGCUGACCUCGUGUCCCAUCAGGACGGCCACUUGGGCCACGAGAUGGUGUCUGAGGAGGUCAUGGUCACAAACUCGGACUCGGAGACCGUGAUCCAGGCGCAUGAGGGUGUUCCGGCCUCUACUGUCACCAUAAAGACGGAGGACGAUGAAGAUGGCAAGAGCACCUCUGAGGACUACCUGAUGAUCUCCUUGGAUGAUGUGGGGGAAAAGCUGGACAUAGGAAACACGCCCUUGAAGAUCAGUACUGAGGUGACGCAGGACGAUGGCUCGAAAGAAGAUGGGUUUGGGUCAGAGGUCAUAAAAGUGUACAUUUUCAAGGCUGAAGCAGAAGAUGAUGUUGAAAUAGGUGGCACGGAGGUGGUGACGGAGAGCGAUUUCCACAAUGGCCAUGCGGUGCUGGAGCCCGGCAGUGUGGGACGGCUGCCGAGGGAGAAGAUGGUCUAUAUGGCAGUCAAGGACACCUCUCAGGAAGACGAAGAUAUCAAUUGUGCAGAGAUUGCAGAUGAGGUUUAUAUGGAGGUGAUUGUCGGAGAAGAGGAGGCUCCCGCUAUGCAGGAGACUCAGCUGGAUGAUUCUACGGUUAACAAGACGUUCGUUCCUGUGGCAUGGGCAGCUGCAUAUGGUAACAACCUUGACACCAGGUUAGAGAACAAGAAUGGAGCAGCCACUCAGUACUUGCAGAUUAGCGAUAGCAUCAGCACCAGCAGGGCACUCAAGCAAAAGGCCAAGAAGAAGAAGAGGGGAGAGACACGACAGUGCCAGACCGCGGUGAUCAUUGGUCCGGAUGGGCAGCCUCUGACCGUCUACCCCUGUCACAUCUGCGGGAAGAAGUUCAAGUCGAGGGGUUUCUUGAAGCGGCACAUGAAGAACCAUCCAGACCACAUGUUCAAGAAAAAGUACCAGUGCACAGACUGUGACUUCACCACCAACAAGAAGGCCAGCUUCCACAACCACCUGGAGAGCCACAAGCUGAUCAUCAAAACCGAGAAGAUCCACGAGUUCACCGAGUACACGCGCCGCUACCGCGAGGCCAGCCCCCUGAGCUCCAACAAGCUCAUCUUGCGCGACAAGGAGCCCAAGCUGCACAAGUGCAAGUACUGCGACUACGAGACGGCUGAGCAGGGCCUGCUCAACCGCCACUUACUGGCCGUCCACAGCAAGAACUUUGCCCACGUGUGCGUAGAGUGUGCCAAGGGCUUCCGGCACCCCUCGGAGCUGAAGAAGCACAUGAGGACCCACACGGGCGAGAAGCCGUACCAGUGCCAGCACUGCGAGUUCCGCUGUGCUGACCAGUCCAACCUAAAGACUCACAUCAAGAGCAAGCACGGCACGGACCUGCCCUACAAGUGCGGCCACUGCCCGCAGGCCUUUGCCGACGACAAGGAGCUGCAGAAACACACGGAGAUCUUUCAGGGCCACAAGACUCACCAGUGCCCGCACUGUGACCACAAGAGCACCAACUCCAGCGACCUGAAGCGGCACAUCAUCUCGGUGCACACCAAAGACUUCCCGCACAAGUGCGAGGUGUGCGAGAAGGGCUUCCACCGGCCCUCGGAGCUCAAGAAGCACUCGGAGACUCACAAGGGCAAGAAGGUCCACCAGUGCAGGCACUGCGACUUCAAGAUCUCCGACCCUUUCACGCUCAGCCGCCACAUCCUGUCGGUCCACACCAAGGACCUGCCCUUCAAGUGCAAACGCUGCAAAAGGGGCUUCCGGCAGCAGAACGAACUCAAGAAGCACAUGAAGACUCACAGUGGCCGGAAAGUGUACCAGUGCCAGUAUUGCGAGUACAACACUACGGACGCAUCAGGCUUUAAGCGGCACGUCAUAUCCAUUCACACCAAGGACUACCCGCACCGCUGUGAAUACUGCAAGAAGGGCUUCAGGAGGCCCUCAGAAAAGAACCAACAUAUAAUGCGGCACCACAAAGACGUGAUGUAAUGUUGUGCAUCCCCUUCCUGGCUCCCGGCGGCCCUUUCUGGAUUUGGGAUAAACUCGGGGGAGGGCGAGGGGGGGAAGGGGCGCGAAGUUUCUAUGGUAAAUGAUGGUAAAAUUUUAAUUAAACGUUUUCCUUGUCAGUGCUGAUUCACGCCUUUUCCGGGAAUUGUAAAAUGUAAAAUAACGUCUUAAAACCGCAAAACUAAAUAAGAAAAGUAUUAAAGAGUCAGCGAGGGGAGGGGUCGGGGCGAGGGUUGUGGGAGCUGUGUUUUUUUUUUUUUUUCCAGUCCUUCGUUUUGAUUUGCUGCAAAAGAAUCACUUGUUAAAACAUUCAGGGGUUCAAAUAAUGUCCCUUUUUUAUUACACCUUGCGCAUUUAAUGCAAACGAGAAACAGAAAAAUAAUGCGUGAAGUUUAAUUUGGGGAGUGGUGCUCAUAGAUGGUAUGUCGGAGAACUUGUCAAAUGGAUUUCACUCUGGUCUUCGUUAGAUUUUAUAUGGGGGAGUGCUGCUUUUGUCAUCCGAAGUAAAUGUGUUUUUUACAUGCUAGGAAGUCUGUCUCUACCAGCCUUUGCACAACAAACUGUAUCUGUUUAAUAUUCAGCAAGAAACCCAAGCAGUGUUCAUGUGUCAUAUAUGCAAAUGUUCUGCUUGGGAUCAUCUUAAAUUUGUAACACCAUUUCAGAUUCAACCUGUAGUUAUAAUCGAGUGAAACCCCCAGAUAUUUCCAGUAACUGGCAACAGGCUUCCACAGCAUCUCAAGCAGGUUCCUAAUCUUUCCUUUAGAUACUCUCGUCCUGUGUGCUUACCUUCCUCCCCACCUGAUUGUACAAGAAAUGUUGCAUACUGUCUCAUUGCACUGGCUUAAUUCCUAAGGACUACAAUCAGCUCACUUGUGCAGAUGUGCGACACACGGAUUAAGCGAUUGUUGAAUUUGUUAUGUAUUAAAAUGAAUAAGACUUGAAUGACUGAAGCUGACUUUUGGUAUCUCAGAUCCUGUUUACUCCCUCCAAAAUAGAAAAUGUAUCCACUUUCUCCAUGUAAUAGUACAAUGUCAAUUUAUAUGUGUGUGUAUAUAUAUAUAUUUUACAUUGCACUAUGUAACCGUUAAUUUUCAGAAGUGGUAGGUCAGUCAUGCCUUACACUAAAAUUGCCUGUUGAAUUUAAUACUUUUUAAUACACUGUGACACUGGAUUAUUCAUCUUAUUUUUUUACAAAAUUUCCCCUAGCUCUUCAGAAACGAGUUGCUAGUUGUGAAUAUCUUAUGUUAUUCAACGGUGUCAGGAAAAGAAAUUUGAUUGGAUCAACAAGAUUAUUUUUAAUUUAUUCGACAGUAGUGGGAGCAGGAUUUGUGUUUUAAAGCAGUGACUAAAGCAUAAAGAAUUCUCAGUGGUACAGAAACUCAAUCCGUUCAAUGCUAUCUGAAUCGGUUUUGUUCCUUUUUAAAUUAAAUUCUGUAGUUCUGAGGUAUUUAGAAUCCCAGAACUUGCCUGUCAUUGAGUGUUUUCAAUUGCAUACAGCCAUUUCUUAGUGUCAGUACUUCAGACCAAUUCAAACUUUUUGAAAGUCCCGGGUUUAGUGUGUGCUACCAGUCCACGAUCAGCGCGUUAGUCAACUAAAUGAGUGUUUACAUUGUUGCCUCCUUUUGAAAUUGCUUACCUUUAAGGAAUUUCCCAGAAGUGUUUCUGUGUUGUUGCACAAAUAAUAUGUUGUCUGUUUUAUGGAUAUAUAUCUGUGUUCAGCAUCUCAUGUACUUUACAUGUUCAGUUCUUAAAGGACCAUUGUACUUAACAUCAGUGGGAUAGGACAGGGUCUGAACAGUUACUUGAACCCCUGAAAUAUUUGUAUGUUUGCCCCCCAGUUUAUUUCUAUUAAAAGGAAUCAUAUUCUUCCCUAAGUGAACCCUGUAUUGCUGAAAUAUUAACUUCAUAUGAACAUGAAUAGCAGUGAGUGUACAAGCUGGUGUGCUGGCUCAAAUGCAAUUUUUUUCUAGAUAUUUUGUAACUGGUGUACAUUUUACAAUAAACUACAGAUGGCCAUAGAGUAACCCAUUCAGCCAUCUCUUGACUUUUA
Molecule: messenger RNA, 4725 nt
Organism: Lepisosteus oculatus (spotted gar)
Lineage: Eukaryota; Metazoa; Chordata; Actinopteri; Semionotiformes; Lepisosteidae
Gene: znf711
Product: zinc finger protein 711
Biological process (GO): regulation of transcription by RNA polymerase II
Cellular component (GO): nucleus
Molecular function (GO): DNA-binding transcription factor activity, RNA polymerase II-specific; RNA polymerase II cis-regulatory region sequence-specific DNA binding; metal ion binding
Source: RefSeq, a predicted model, not a curated record